UUGGUGGUUUAUUAGUAUAGUAUUUUUUUGGUACAAACGAAGUUUAAUUAUAUUAAUUGAACUCGAAGAAGCUUAUAACGCACAGUUCAUUUGAUGUCCCAAUUCAUAUUACUCUACGUCUUGCUUGUACCAUUUUUCCAUUUCUCAAACGCUUUUUUGCAUGUACCAUUUACUGAAGCAAACUGAUAGAGUAUCCUAUUGUUCUCGAAUCAUAGACCAUUGUUUAUCACUAAAGUCGGUAACUUUAGCUAAAACUGUCCAUGCCCAGUUGAUAAAAGUUGGAUUGAAUAGUCAUACUUUUCUGGGUAAUCGUUAUCUUGACCUGUACUCCAAGCUUUUUGACUCUGUUGAUAAUGUCUUGAAAGUGUUUGAUGAUAUAUCUUGUAAAAAUACUAUAUCUUGGAACAUUUGCUUGAAGGGUAUGAUAAAUAUUGGCCGGUUGGAGAGUGCACGGUUGCUGUUUGAUGAAAUGCCUGAGAGAGAUGUGGUUAGUUGGAAUUCCAUGAUUUCUGGGUUUGCUUCACUUGGCUACGUAAAUUCUGCAUUGGGAACUUUUGGGAAGAUGCAAAAUAUGGGGGUUAGACCAAGUGAGUUUACUUACUCAAUUAUGGUGUCUUUAGUGUCUGAUGCUCUUCUUGGUAAGGAACUUCAUGCUAGCAUGAUUCGGAGUGGACUGAGCAUGUUGAAUGUUGUGCUUGGAAAUUCAUUAAUUGACAUGUAUGGGAGGCUUGGCCAUAUUGAUUAUGCUUUUGGAGUGUUUUUGACAAUGGUAGAGGUGGAUGUUAUUACAUGGAAUUCAUUGAUUACAGGGUGUUGUAAAUCAGGAUAUGGAGACUUAGCAUUAAGUCAAUUUUGUUUAAUGAGGUCCUUGGGUUUUUCAUCUGAUGAGUUUACAUGUUCCGCGGUAAUCACUUCGUGCUGUAAUUUGCGAAAUUUGGACAAGGGUAAGCAGAUUUUUGCUUUCUGUCUCAAGGUGGGAUUUCUUUGUAAUACCAUUGUAUCAAGUGCUGCUAUUGACCUGUUUUCCAAAUGCAACAGAUUGGAGGAUUCAGUGCAGCUUUUUGAGGAACUAGAUCAAAGGGACUCCGCACUUUGCAAUUCUAUGAUAUCAAGUUAUGUUGGGCAUGGUUUUGAGGAGAAGGCUCUCCAAAUUUUUGUGGAUUCCUUGAGGGCGGAUAUCAGGCCUACCGAGUUCACAAUCAGCAGUGUUUUAAGCUCGAUCUCCAGUUUUCCAGCAGAUCAAGGUACGCAGAUCCAUUCCUUGGCGGUCAAAUUGGGUUUGGAGUCGGAUGCUAUUGUUGCUAGCUCACUUGUAGAGAUGUAUGCUAAAUUUGGAUUGAUUGAUUACGCAAUUGAUAUCUUUAAGAACAUGAUGAUAAGAGAUUUGAUAUCGUGGAAUACAAUGAUAAUGGGUUUGACUCAUAAUGGCAGAGUACCCGAGGCCCUCGGAACUUUUAAUGAAUUACUAAGUACUGGCCCACCACCAGAUCGAAUGACAGUAGCGGGAAUCUUAUUAGCUUGCAGCUAUGGGGGUUUUCUUGAUGAGGGAGUGAGUAUAUUUUCGUUGAUGCACGAGAGCCAUGGAAUUACUCCUGGCAAUGAGCAUUACUCUUGCAUUGUGGACUUAUUGUGUCAAACUGGUAGGGUUGAUGAUGCGAUGAGUAUAGUAGAAGCAAUGCCUUAUGAACCCGAUUCGUUGAUUUGGAGAUUGAUACUCAACGCUUGUGCAAUUCAUGGAGACCUGAGACUGAUGGAGAUAGUAGCGGAGAGGUUACUGGAGGUGGAACCACUAUUAUCUCUUCCUUAUCUGGUACUGGCUCGAAUAUACGAGAAGAGGGGUCAAUGGGAAGCCAUGGUUCGAGUUAAACGAAUCAUGGAAAUGAAAAAGGUGAAGACGGUUAUUGGAUGCAGUUGGAUUGGAUUGAAAAACAAUGUAUAUGUAUUCAGUGCAGAUCAAUUGCAGCAUCAUGGAGGCAAAAACAUAUAUUCCUUGUUAAGAUUGAUCGACUGGGAGGUAGAAAAUGAAGGUUACUUUUGUCUGCUGAAGACCAAAUGAUUUUGCAGAACAUAUAAAAAUAUUGCAGCAGAAAACAUAACAUCAGAUUUGUCUGAUAAGUUAAUAACUCAUUUUGCUGAAUAUACUGCAAAGUGGCAGUCACAAUCAAUAUGUUUAUGCAUUUACUAAUUUAGGAUAUUCAUGAAUCAAAACCUAAAUGAGAAUUUCCGUGGAGGAUAAUACUUGUGGUUCACCAUCAA
Molecule: messenger RNA, 2256 nt
Organism: Mercurialis annua (annual mercury)
Lineage: Eukaryota; Viridiplantae; Streptophyta; Magnoliopsida; Malpighiales; Euphorbiaceae
Product: pentatricopeptide repeat-containing protein At1g43980, mitochondrial
Exons: 1
Coding region: 161-2056 (631 amino acids)
Biological process (GO): RNA modification
Molecular function (GO): protein binding; RNA binding
Source: RefSeq, a predicted model, not a curated record